AUGACAACUUAUAAAAUUUUGGCUUUACCUGGAUGGGAAAAUGAUGGAUUCAUUUUGAAAAAACACAUGGGAGAGUUACAUAAUUUGAUCUCUAAAUAUGUAGAAAUUGAGUAUCUAGAUCCUCCCUAUGAUGUCUCAAAAAGUAUGUUUCCCCUUCCACCUUUAUUAGACACUUAAGGAAGUAAUCAGAUCUAAUUAAUGUAUAGGAAAAGUUUAUAGAUGGGGGAAUUACUAUUUAGACAUGUCAGACGACAUUGAAAAAAUAAAAAAUAGAAUUCUUUAAAAUCCAAAGAUUAUCGGGUUGAUGGGAUUCUCAUAAGGGGUCUUUAUAAUUGGAGAAAUCGGAUAACUAGCUCAUACAGAUUUACAAUUAGCUAAAUAACUUAGGUUUCUGAUUUGCUUUUCAUCUAAUGGAAUUAAACCUAGAAAAAUUCACUAUGAUAAGAAAAAUCUAAUUACUAUACCUACACUUCAAACUAUAGGUUCAAAGGAUUUUGCUUACUUAGAAUCAAUUAUUUAAACAACAGAAUAUUUGAAUUCUCAAGUUAUUUGGACAGAAGCAAGUAUUUUAGAAUGCUAAAUUUAGCUCAUAGAGUACCAAUUUUAAAUUAUGAUUAGAAAAUUGAGUUAGCAAAUUUUAUUUCUAAUAAAUUAGAUCAACCUAAAUUAUGA
Paramecium pentaurelia is the source of this 672-nucleotide messenger RNA. NCBI's taxonomy places the organism in Eukaryota, Ciliophora, Oligohymenophorea, Peniculida, Parameciidae. The record is from the annotation of a GenBank genome assembly.